AAGAGGCGUGCUGUACACUAACUUCCGUUAUUGGCGACGUGACACCAAGCUAGCGCUCGCUAGCACCGUCGCGGCGAAGGACACGACCAUUUGCUUUUACUAUUAUUAAGCAAAGGUAAAAAUACGCACGUACACACAAAUUUGUCGGGAGGGAUAUUUUGCUGAUUACCAGCAUUGUUUUGUGUUGUGUUGUGUGGUCUGGACAGCGAUCCAGUUUGUAUCGUCGGGAGAUUAAAGGCCUGCUGUUUUGUCAAUAAGCGGCGACGGUGGCCGUGUUAUUUUAUUUUUGAAAGCAAAAAAAGAAUACAUACACAGUGUCGUAAUACUGUUUUCUGUCUUGUUAACCAAAUGGUGAAAUGUUGUCUCAUGUUUUGUUGUUCCGACCCCCAACGAGUGCUAGUCCAUGUAGUGGGUGGGAGUGUAGCACAUACCCGUUAACUUCGCCAUGCAUUUACUAAACGGGCAUAAACUCAUUUUGAAUUUCUCCAAACACUUAUUUAAGCACAGCACGUUUGAAUUUUCAUCCUUUCAUUUACUUUGUUUUGCAUUUAACUUCACUAGUUUACAUAUAUUCUAGUUGCUUUCAUUCUGUUAAAUACUGGACCAUUCGGGAUGGUUUUAAGAUGUAUGGCUCAUGUUAAGGUAGGACUAAUACAACAAAAACGUGACUGGAUGUGAUCUGACUUGCAAGACAUGUUGGCACUUUGCGUGGUUGUUGUUGGAUAUGCAUCAAAGGCAACCCAAUAAAUCAUGUUAGGAUUUGUGUGUCAUUGAUGGAGGUGCUACUUUAUCAGUGUGUCAUUGUUUUGCGAGUCACAAGCAGGAAGAUAGCACCGCUGCGCAACUGUAUCUGAAAGGAACUGAAGAAUGGAUGAGCUGAGAUGAGACGUUCCCCAUGAAGAAGCGUUCCUGUCCAGUGAACAGCGGUCUACUUCCCUGCAGUUAACCUCAUUUUGUUUUUGUAACUCUUUCCAGCUUUGUGUUGACAUCGAAGCAUUGUACCGCUUCUGCUACUCCAGGCCCCACCAAACUACCUGUUUGGCGGACUAGCCGGUAGCUCGUUCCUGAUUGUUCCACAGGCAGCCAUGUCCCAUCCUCUGUACAACCCUUAUGGGGCCCAACGAAGGCAGGCAGAGAACGACCCCCAUAGGGUAUCUUCUUGUGUCGGACUCGGACCCAGCCUCAGCUCCUCCACAUGUCGACCGCAGGCUUCUGAAAGCCAGGCGAUCCCUACGCUGCUGCUCAAUUAUCAACCCAAGCCAGGAUCCAAGACCAAGGAAGACUUCUUGGCUUUGGAUCAAGACUCUCGCAGACAAGAGUUCUGCUCGGAAUCAGCACCUAGCUCUUACCAAAAUAUCAGCAGAAACUUUGACGGCAGCGGCGACUCUCACAAUUGCAUGUCAAAUUAUAGCCGAACAGCCGGUGACACCCCCUCCUCCUCCUCCUCCUCCGCUCAUUAUCAACAGUCAACAUCAGCGGGUCGUUCUUUGUUUAGUGCAUCUAGUAAGCAGGAUCAUGAGCUCCGUUCAAUUCUACGCCGAGAUUACAGCGAACCUCACAUGGCCCAAUCUUCCGAGCCCACUCAGGCCAAAUAUACCUGUGAGGCAGCUGCCAACAUCCUGGUGCAAUUUGGACUUGAAAAGGGUGAUUUGGAGCAUCUUAUAUCCUAUCCUGAAGACCAGAUCACCCCUGCCAACUUACCCUUCAUCUUGCGCCAAAUCCGCAUUCAGAAGACCAAGAAGGCGUCGGCUGCCGAUCGACUCAAAGCAUUCCCUGAACUUGCCCCCACUCGAGGCGGCCUUGCGAGUGGGGACAGUUGGAGAAGCCCUGUACUGGCGGGGACGGAACGAGAGGAUGCAUCGUCUCCUCUUUUCCAGUCUAGUAAGGUCAUUGACUAUGGACAUACGAGCAAAUAUGCUGGAAUGUUUGGGGAGGAUGUUGAGAGCGGAGCUGAAAGAGCUGAGGGUGACAAUUUGGACAGAAGAAGUCGCGGUCAAGAGCUGGCGCAGCCUGCACCUUCUCGCCCCGAUCAGAAGGAAACUAGCAUCUCUUUCCUCACGUCCAUCCUGAAAUCUAGCCAGCCCAAAAGUCAUGACCCGGUACAGUCAACGUUCACAACUUUUUCAAUGCCGACAAAAGACACCGAUGCUCGUGACUUCACAUCUCAAGUCCCAAAAGCCACCGUUUCUGAACGAAAGCAGGACAAGCCUACGCCCAUCUUAAAACCACAACCGUCAUCCGCUUUCCAUCGUCGUGUCCAUCCCGACAGGCCCGACCUCGUAGUCCUCGGAGGAGAUGAUGCCAGCGACAUCGGCGACCAGCGUAAAAGUCAAGCUCCGGCCGGUCCAAACAAGGCCCAAAAAGCGAAGAUGCCUGCGCAGCAGUCGACCGUCAAGAAAGGGCAACCACAAAAGCAGUCCACACAGAAGUCCGCGGAAGUCAAGAAGCAGCAGGUGCCCAAGACCAAGACCCAGACCAAGCCCCCACAGCCGGUUAAAACGAAGACAUUGCUGACGGACCCUCCGUCGGCAGAGCCGGGGUGGCAGCAGGGUUUCACUGCGGGGCAACAGGGUCAACCCAUCCAUCCCGUUUGCCCCGUGCCCAACCUCUUGAACGUUCUUGCAUUUUCGUCGUUCGGCCGGGGACCGGGUGAUGGCGGCAAUCAACUCUCGCAGCCGCUUCUGGCCCAGGUCACGGUCUCCGAGGGUUUGCCAACGUCAGCCAAGAUGCUGGACUAUGCAGCGGCCACGCCCAGAGUCUUUCCACACACGUGUUCUCUGUGUAACAAAGGGUGCGCCCUGAUGAAGGAUUGGCUCAUUCACCAGAACUCCAACGUACACCUUGAGAGCUGCAGAGUCCUUCGCAAGCAAUAUCCAAAAUGGGAUGGCGAGGUGUUGUAUAGCCACGAGGAUCAGGAGCAAAAGAAGCCGGCGUCCAUCAAACACCCUCAGAGUAAGAAACCCCAUCGUGGCUCUCGCUCACCACCUUCCCACUCCAGCCCUCGCCGACGCAGCUCAGAUGCUCAGAGAGAGAAGAGGACAAGGAGGAGUAGUCGAUCCCGUUCGCCUCACAGCUCCAGAUACAAGCGCAGGUCUCGUUCUUGCUCCACGAGCUCUUCCAACUACCGCCGCUCGCGCUCGAGAAGUUACGAGAGGCGUCCUCUGCGACGAAGUCAGGAGGGGCACUCGUCACAGAAAGGGAGUCACGGGAGGCGCUCCUCGUCGCGCAGGCGCUCCUCGUCCCGCAGACGGUCCUCAUCCCGCAGGCGGUCCACGUCACGGAGCCGCCAUGCUAGGCUCUCGUCUCCGAAGAGAACCCGUGAGAGAUGUCCGGUCCCUACAAGGACCCAUAUUACGAGUGCUACCAUGCGGACGAGCCAGCAGACGUCGGCCAAGGCAGAGAGACUUGCAGAGAAGCUUUUGGAAUCAUCGGCUGUCCAGUCUCUGUCGAAGCGGUCUGAUGUGGAGACCAUGGUCAAAACUCUGGCCCCCGCCUUGUUGGCGGAGUUGGCCAAGAUGGAGGCGACUCCUUCAACCUCUUCCAGAGGAAGCACCGGCGCGACAUUCGCAGCCUCCUCCUCCUCCUCAUCCGCAGCCAACAAAAAGCCAGUAGCAGCCAAAACCACCUCCGGCCAUCAGAAGGCUUCCUCUGCAAAAACCAAGACCGUCAAAGGCUCCGUCCCGACCAUUGUGACGCUGGGAAAGAUUCACCGUUCUCUCACCUACCUUGAGAUUGUGGCUGCCGUUGAGCACUAUGGAAAGACCAAAUCAGUUGUCGUGUUUCGCUCCAAAGGGGAGGCAAUCGUGUGUUUUGAGAAGAAGGAAGACGCAGAGAAACUGAGGAGGGCAAGGAACCUCAAAAUUAAAGGACUUCCAGUCUCUAUUCUGGAAAACAAGGAGAGUGUCCGCAACGCGCCGAAGUCCGAUCCUCAGAAAAAUCCAUCUGGGACUUCCAAAGUCUCUAAGACGCAAACAUCCAAAAGUACCUCGGCCACGCCUGCGGCCCAGGCCAAAGCGAAAAAUGUCCCCGGCAAAGAGAUCACAAAGACUGUGAAAAAAAUUCCGCCGAAGACCAGGAUAAAACCCACCUGCAAGGUCAUCAGUCAAAAGAAAAAAACUCAAGCACGCACUGCGAAACCACCAGGAGACGCUGCGGUGAAGGUCAACACCACAGAGAAGCAGAGCGGUGCGGUCGCGACCCCAACGGAACCGGAACCAGGAAAGGUGACUGAACCUCUGCAGCGAGCAGCGUUUAAACGCAAUCUGCCAACGGAAGACGUGAGUGACACGGAACUUCCGCGUGAGCCCAUGCAAGUGGACCCUUCUAUGGCGACCAAAGAGCAAAAUCGGCAGACUAUCGGGCCUCAAGCAGAACCCGCAACGGGACCUGUGGCUCCCCAAGCCGACUCACUUGUCGAACGCCCACGUGACCCUGAAAGCAGUGGCGUCCAGCAACAAGUGCCAGCCAAGACAAUACUAGAUGCAGCUGUGUUGGAGGAAGCGGCGCCCCCAUGCAGUUCGGAUGCAACGCCGGUUGUAGAUUCCGUGCCCCAACGCAAUUCUGAGGCAGCACUGGCGGAGCAGGCCCCCUCCCAACGUGGCUCUGAAGCAUCAGUGAAGGAGGAUGUGGGUUCCUCACACCACAUUGAACGCGCAGUGACGGAAGAAGCGGUGCCCCGGUGCGGGUCCGACGCAGCAUUGAAAAACAAUGCCGCUCCAAAGCCUGGCUCAAAGGCAGCAUUUGAAAAUGAUUUGGCGCUCCCGUGCAGCUCCAAUGCAGCAGCCAAGAAAGAUUUGGUGUCCUCACAUGAAUCCGAUGCAGCACCGAAGGACAAUGUGACACCCCCGUCUGGUUCCGAGACAACAGUAGAACAGGAUGCGGCCCCCCUACGCGGCUCCAACCAAUCAGUGAAGAAGAAUCUGACAAUCUCACCUGAAUCCGAUGCAGCAGCGAAGGACAAUGUGACACCCCCGUCUGGUUCCGAGACAACAGUAGAAAAGGAUGUGGCGUCCCAAAGCAGCGCCAACCAAUCAGUGAAGAAGGAUCCAGCGAUCUCACCGGAGUGCGAUCCAGCAGCAAAGAAGGUUUCGGCGAGCUCACGUGAAUCCGAUGCCGCGGCAAAGGACGACGUGGCUCCCCCAUGUGGUUCAGACCCACCCGUAAAAAAAGAUGCGUCGCCUCAACGUGACGCCAACCAAUCAGUGAAGAAGGAUCUGGCGAUCUCACCUGAAUCCGAUGCAGCAACGGAGAAGGAUUCCGCAACCUCGCGGGAAUCCGAUGCAGCGGCGACGGACAAUUUGGCUCCCCCAUGUGGUUCAGACGCAGCAAUAAAAAAGGAUGCGGCGCCUCAAUGCAGCGACAGCCAAUCAGCGUCGAGGGAUCCGGCGAUCUCACGCGAAUCCGAUGCAGCGGCGACGGGAAAUAUGUCACCGCCGUGCGCUUCAGUCACAACUGUACAAAAAGAGGCGGCGCCUCAAGGCGACUCCAGUGAAUCAGUGAAGAAGGAUCUGGCGCUCUCACCCGAAUCCGAUGCAGCAGCGAAGGACGCGGUGGCACCCCCAUGUGGUUCUAACGCAACAUUAAAAAAGGACGUGGCCCUCAGACACGGCUCCAACACAACAAACAAGAAGGAUUCUGCAACCUCGUGUCAAUCCGAUGCAUCAGCAAAGGGCAGUGCGUCGCCCCCGUGUGUCUCAGGCACAGCGGCUAAGAAGGAUUUGGAGCCUGCGCAUGGCUUUGGACCACCAGUGCGGAAGCAACCGGUGGUCCCCCGCGCACCCCCGCGCACUUCCGGCGCAGCACCAAAGAAGCAGGUUUCUGGCAUAGCUGCCCGACUCACCGUUGGAGAGAGAAUGAAAGACAUUCUGACUCCAAAUUAUAUCUAUGGCAUCAAAACCAAAACCUACCUCAACAAAAAGUUUUACUUACAGGAUUUGGUUGUGCUGUACGUCACCCACCUGCCCGAUGAUGAGAACAGCUACCGCGAGCAAGAUGUCAUCGAUCUGUUCAAGCCGUUUGGACUUGCAAAUUUUGAUGACUGCGUCUACGUUAUUCCUCAAACAAAAAUGGCAUUUGUUCAACUGAGGACACCCUCAUCUACGCGCAUGGCCGCCGCGGCCGCCCAAGAGGAAACGUUGGGUCUCAAGGGCUUUAAACAGCGAUUGAAUGUGCAAGUCAUGAUGAAGAACAUCCCCAUGUGGCCGGCUGACUUCUAUAAGUGGCUGAUGCAGCGGCUGAAAUGCUCGGUAUCGAACCACGGCCCGAGGACCGUGCUGGUCAAAGGCAUCAAGUGGUGCGAGAUCGCCAGCCUUCGGGAAGCUCUGAGGAAAAUCGGCGGCGUGGUCAACUUCAUGCCGCUUUUGAACAAGGUCUUUGUCGAAUUUGAGGCCGCUUCCGAUACCGAUCGCUUUGGCGUUUGGCACUCCCUCCACAAGAAGUGUCCUGCCUACCAGCUCCACAGGUUGGGCAUGCCUAUUCGUGGCAAUGAUUCAUCGAAAUCAAAACGUCAUCAAGCCAUGCCGGACAGCAAUGUGGCAUUCCUCGGGGCAACCAUUCCGAUGAUUAAACAUGGCAUUCCGCAAAGCUCCUGUGCCCCGUUUUUCCUGACCAUGAGGACAAAACCUUUCCUCUUUUCGACCUUUUCCCCCUGGUUCGUCAUUCCAGAGUUUGUGACCGUCAGACAAAUACCCGACAUUAACACGGCCAAGUCUCGUGGCGCAGAUGCGGCGUGCACCAUCAUGUUGACAGGCUUGCCUCAAGGAUUUUACCGACAGGAGGAUGUGGCGCGGUACGCGUGGCCCUAUUUUGCCCGCAGGGACCUUCAGACGCUCUGCUACAGUGUGAGCGUGCUGCCGCUCCAGAGGAGGGCCUUUGUGCAUUUCAGUGACUGGAAAUCCUGCUGCUGCUUCGUCGAGCGUUACUUACAAGAACCGCUGCGAGUGGGCGGCUCCAGGCUAUCGAUGCACUUUGUCCUGCAGCCCAUGCGUACCGAACCCAACGAGGAGAGCAUGUACGCAUCGCUGAUGCGCCUGAGCAACUCGUACGUUGGAGAAGUGGAGUCGUUGGCCGAGCGGCUGCUUUGCGUGGAGAUCUCCGAGGCCCGAAACCACACCGUAAACUUGGUUCUACAUUUGGUCUCGCAGCACGCCGAUAUUGUCAACUUCCUCCCUUUGGCCAACCGGAUAUGCAUCGAGAUGGCCGACGGUGCAGGAGUUGCCCGCGUGGUGGAAGAAGCCAAAUAUUUUCAAUUAGAUGGCAAAGCAUCGACUCAAAUUCAAAGUUUUUGCAGUGCUAAGCGCCUGAAACAGCGCCUUGAGGAUCCAACCGAGUUGACCUUGAAUCAUAACCUUGAAGAGUUCUGGAUGCACACCUGCCCACCACCUCCAUGUCUGCUCACUCUGCGAUUGCCGUCCCCCGCCGCUCCCUCAGCUGAUCCCGGACGACCCACCAAGAUGCUCGUGUCGACGCCGCGGGGGGAAGAAACGGCAGCUGAAGAUGACUCUGAGAAAGUGCAAUCUUCGAUGACUGAGGAGACCACAGCUGCUCCGACAAAGGCCAGAGAUGGGACGCCGCCAGCUUCAGCCUGUGGUGGCAGUGAGGUCCCGGCUGUACAUAAUAAGGAAAAAGAGGCCCCCCCUGUUAAAGAGGAAACCCUUGUGAAAAGUGAUGAUGCAUUGAGGCAGGGGGAUGCUGAAGAUGCCAUUCCUUCAGAUGCAGAUCUUUUUGACAAGCAACCCUUCAACAUGGAUGAAUUUGUCACCGUCGAUGAAGUCGGGGACCUGGAGGACGGCGCAAGCGAGGCCCCCUCCCUAUCCCAGAGACCUUCUUCCCAAGCAGAUCUGCUGCCUGCUCGCAAACGGACCAAAGUGAGCGCCUCAAAAGAGUCAAAGAGUUCCGCCUCCUCCCUGCUAACUUCCUCCAGGACCACCAGAAGCUCAUCAAAAAGGAGCCUCUCUUCGGGGUCCACCCCCGCGCCGCCUACAAAGUCGCCCCCCGCAAAAAAAACAAAACAAGCAAAGGCUUCACACCCGAAGUAUCCAGUACGGUUGUCUCCCACUGAUUGUGGAGAAACGAAUUUGGCGACAAUGGCCAAUGAGGAAAGUUAUCAAGUGUUGGAUAGCGUCUGCGAUGACCAAAAAUCUCCCUCGGGCGAAGUCGGUGGCAGGACCGAGCUCCAAGCAGCUCCGGAGCAGGACAACAUCAGUCAGGUUGAAAAUGCUGAGGAAGAGCAGACACAACCAGCUUCUUCUGCACCAAAAGUUGAAGAGCAGGAAAACAGAGGAGGAGAAAAUGAGGUGAUCGGUGUGAAGGAGGAAGACUUGGACAACGUGCGGACGGCAGAAUCCCGCCAAACAAACGAUGCAGUUGAGGACCCGCCCUCAGCUGACCUUGACAGACAAGUUGUAGAGACUGCCGGUGGACUGCUACUCAAAGACGACACUAUGCUCGCAGGACAAGAAGUAGGAGAGGAAGAAGCCGAAGCAUACCAGGUGAUUGAUUCUGUGGAAGAGCAACCAGCUCCCACCGAGAAUGAGCUCAAUGUCCCAGAAGCACCGAAGCGUCGUCCUCCCUCAAGCAAAGCGCGCAUACCUCCAAAGAGGUCGGCGUCCGCCGCCGCCGCCAAACCUCCCGAGCCCGAGAAAUACCUCGUGGUCGAUUCUUUCCAAGUUGAAAGUUCCACAAGCACACCGGCGGCGGGUAGGAGGCGGAGCACCAGAGGAAAGACGCAAGAGCAGAGCAUCAAAACAUCUGUCAAGGAUGAGGAGGCCACUUUCCACAUUAUAGACUCGGUGGAGGAUGAAGCGAGCGUCACCCCGAAAGUCACCAGAGGAAAAAAAGGAAGACCGCCAAAGAGAGACGCAUCGAGUGAGAACGGAGCUCAAGAAGAAAAGGUUGCCACGGCGAGGGCUAAUCCUACAGAUGAAAGCGCCAAGGGAAAAACACCAAUUAAGAUUGAGGCCAUCAUUAAAGAGGAGCCCAUCUAUCAAGUCCUGGACCAGGUGAAGGUUUCUCCACCCACAAAAGGUAAGAGGAGGCGGGGAAGACCAAAGAAAGAGGUUAAAAUGGAACAAAAUGACACCAUUGAUGAAGAAGAAGCAGCGACGUUCCAGGUCCUGGACUCUGUGGAGGACGACACGGGCCAGGAUCUGCCGUCUACUGAGCACACGCCACACGAUUCAAAAAAGGAAGGCGGGACCGACGGGACGUCUCCGAGAAAGCUCGAGGAUGAGGAGGAAGCAACGUAUCAAGUGGUUGAUUGUUUGGAGGAAGAAGAGGCCGAGGUGAGCACCGCGGAUGUUUGCGGUUCAGUCGAGACAGAAGAACGCCAAACAAAAAUCGGUGAAAAAGCUGCAAAAUGUGAAAACAAACAAGAGGCUGACGUCAAAGGGGAAGAAGAUGUGCCUUCCCGAAUGAAGACCAGGUUGCAACGGCGCUCAGCUGCCAAAAAAGACGGCGCACCGCUGAGCGCUCUCACGAUGGACAAAGUAAGCGACGAGGAAAACUUCUCCGACGACGUUGCCCAGAAGCCAGCGGAGGCAGAGGGGCAAGUCGAGCAGGAACGCAAGAAGAUCCGGUGCCGGGAGCGCGGCGGGUCAAGCAGACUGCAGGCCAGAAAACGCGAGGCUAAGGAAAAACUGGUCACGCUGGACCAAGUCGGAGCGGAGGAGGCCGGCGAGCAGCAGCAGCAGCGAGCGCCGGACAGUGACGUCUCUGAGAGCGAGCUUGCUCUGGUUACUCUGGAUGAGCUUGUGCUCGAGCGGGAAGAGGCAAAAGGUCAACGCCCAGUCAGCGAGGGAGAAUUCUCAGAGAACUCUCUGAACCCUGAGACUCUUUUGACUUUGGAUGAAACUGGUGAUGAGGACCACGAUGAGGAAAGUGAAUCUGUGGGGAUGCCUCAAUCUACCAAACGCAAACGUAGCGACGACACAGAGGACAACACAACCUUGGUGACGCUGGACCAAGUGGGGCAUGUUGAAGAGGACGUCUUGAGAAGCGCAAUUGAGAAGCGGCAUCGAUCGGCUUCUGUGACAAUUUCGAGCGGCGCGAACCAGGGCGAGACGGAGGCGGCGACAUCAGCCGAUGAUCCCCGGCCUCCAUGCGUCCAUCCGGAGAAGGAGAGAGAGGAGGAGGCGAACACGGGGGAGCGGGAAAAAGAGCAAAACAAAAAAGAGAAUUCAGAGGAGGAAAGCACAAUAGCGGAGACGGAAAACGAGGAGUUAGCCGCGUCUGCUCGGCAGCCCGUGCAAGCUUCACUCCAAAAACUGGGCAAACGCAAGGCGGAGCUCAUUUCACCUGCAGCAAAACGAUCACGUUCCGAGUCUCCCUGUGGCCCCCCAGCUGUUGUUCUGCCCGUGUUCAAACCCAACAACCCUCUUGGUAUAGAGUUCGUCGUGCCCAAAUCUGGUUAUUUCUGUGAACUCUGCUCAGUAUUUUACCUGAAAGAGAGAAUGGCCAAAGACAGGCACUGCAGCAGCCGGAGGCACUAUGACAAUUUAAAGAAAUAUUACCGCAAGCGUGAAGAUAUUUCAAGAACAUCCACUCAAGGCUCGGUCUCCGAUUGAGCUCCUGUCAAAUGACUGUCAAAUGUUUUUGUUUUCGUUUUGUUUUUUGUCUCGACACCUGCAACCAGAGUUUUCCAUCGCACAUCCGAUUUCAGAGCUCUAUCAUCUUCAAGGUUUUAGUGUAUUUAGUUUUGAUUUGCUGUAGCUAUACUAUAAAGGGGAGACAACAAAAGUUGUAUCCUGUCAGUUUUUACGUGUACACAGAUAGAUGGCCUUUAAACUGCUUAUUAAAUGUUCACAGUAAAAUGGUG
This is a messenger RNA of Hippocampus zosterae (dwarf seahorse), 10813 nucleotides long. It is a transcript of the gene znf638, whose product is annotated as zinc finger protein 638. Bases 1086 to 10562 code for a protein of 3158 amino acids. The record is from RefSeq and is a predicted model, not a curated record. NCBI's taxonomy places the organism in Eukaryota, Metazoa, Chordata, Actinopteri, Syngnathiformes, Syngnathidae. Gene Ontology annotation, molecular function: zinc ion binding; RNA binding. Gene Ontology annotation, cellular component: nucleus. The transcript is spliced from 31 exons.